AUGAUUGAGACAACGGGAAAGGUCGAAUAUAGCAAGUCGAAGACGAUUCCUUGUGAUGGCAGCAAUGAUGACGAUGAGGAGGAGGCUAGUAAUUAUCUGCCCCUGAAGCAUGAAAAGACGCUGGAAUUGGAAAAGGGGAAUGAGACGACUAACACCCUGGAUGAUAGGGAAAAGAAGUGCCAAGGAGAUGAACUGAACAUCUCCCUAAAGGGGGCCAAGUCGAAGGAUGUGAAGAGCGGGAAGAUCGAAAAUGACAUAAAUGCCGUGAAUUUCACGAAGGGCGACGCACCGGUAGAGUCCCCCCAAACGGGAACCUUUGAUGACGGCGCCAUGGAGGUAACCAGUGGAGGAGGCAUCCCUUUUGCUCAGAUAUCCAACGAGGGUAUGAAAAACACGUUGCAUGAAAAUGCCCCGACAUAUUCGAGUCAAGCAGAAAAAGCAGGACUUUGCCAAAAUUGGGACCACUUGGCCGAAGAUAAAGGCAACAUGUGCAUGGUCAGAAUGGACACCGAGGUUACGUGGAAUGGUAACAUGUACAACAGGAAUGUUGCCAGUACGAAGUAUUAUGAAAGCAUUGGGGGCAGCGACACAGGUGGCAGUGGGGAUAGCAGGGAUAACACAGAGAGUGGUUAUUCUAAGGGAUUAUCCUCCGUGCAGGGAAAAGAAGGCGAAGAUGGUGAUUCCCCCUACGGAGUUGACGCCGAUGGGAUGAAGAACCGCGUGGUAGAGGUGUCAAACGGGGCCCUAAACGAGGACACGUUUGUAACGGAAUACAGCAACAUGUCAGCAGAGGAAAAGAAGAUAUUCGCGAAAAUGAUAGAACAACAGACGAAGAAGAAUAGCAUUAAUGGUGUCCAUAAGAAUAGCGCAAAUGAAAGCGAGCCGUUCUGCAUGACGACGGGAGAUUUUUCCAUCCCGGGUAAGGACAACACGGAUUAUACCAAUGCGUAUGUGCAUGGAAUGACAGACAACGGAAGAGAAGUCGCGUCGUACAAUCAUGCCGAUGGUGGUGUGUGUGAAAGGGAAGACAUACCUAUCACCCCUUAUUCGCAUAGUAAGGACAACCAGACGGCAGCCACGAAUUAUUGCAUUGACGGUAUAGUCACUAACGGGGAAGGGCACCCACGCGAUGGUUCGAAGGAGAGUUUGGCGAACUAUCCCGGUACGCUGAUGGGAAAGAAGUGGAACAACGAUGUGGGAGGCGAUGCUCUGCAUGGAGGUGUGCAUCAUCCGCAGCCGCAGGAAAAGUGCAUCACGGAAGGCGUAGUCUACAUGGGGAUGCAAACGAGUGGAAGUAAGUCACAGCAGUACGAAUCGGAUAGUAAGGAUUCCCUCCCGUAUGUAAAGAAGGAAAAUUUAAACACGAUUGCAUCUCAUCAGGACAUUUUCAACGAUAUAGAAAAUGUGAAUGAUAGUACCACAGAAUGUUCCUCAUCCGUGAGGGACCUCCCCCAAUUGGUUGCUAGCCAUCCGGGAGUCUAUUCAGAUAGGGGAAGGGACAAGGAGGGGGUCGCCUUCACCUCGGGGCACCUUACCUCCUACACUGACGCUAACAGUUUGGAGAGUCAAAAUCCUCUCGCAGCAAAAGGUUCCCAUUCGGAAAAGGAAAGAGAGUUAAUUUGUGACAACUUGGCGUACAGCCCUGUGGUGGUGUGUAAUGCCGCUAAUGCGGCUAAUGCCACCAAUGCAGCUAAUAUCGCCAAUGCAGCCAAUAUCGCCAAUGCAGCUAAUACCGCCAAUGCCGCUAGUAUCGCUAACCCUGCUGAAGGGAAGGAGGGCGAAGGAAAUGCCUAUGCUGAGCUUGGUGGUGAGCCGAACAAAGGCGGGGGUGGUCGCUACUUGGCAGCAUGUCAUACUAAUAUAGCCCCUUACGCAUCAGCCGCGAGUGACAAGAAGGGACAGGGAGGUCCGAUUAGCAUCCAGGUUAGUUCUCCUGUUCGUGGUGUGACUAGCGGCACCAAUGUGAACAACGGGAGUCGAAAUUACAACACCAGCAAGAGGGACUCCCUCCAUGGAGAAGACCUCACCCCCAAUGAAGGACUCUACAAGAAGAAGAACGUCUACUCUGGGAAGAAGGCAGACAGGAUGGACAGAAAGAAUGAGACAAAAAAGAACGAGACCAUGCUGAAAAAAAGCCAAAUCCUUGAGUGUUCCAAAAAUGAAGAAUCUUUGGAGGAGUAUUUUAAGAGUACAAUUCCGGCGAAUCUCUUGAGGAACAUAAAAUAUGAGAAUCCUACGAGCACUUUUAGUGACAUGCUUAUCAACAAUGCUCAUCACGAUAUGAUUAGCGAAGUGAGGGGAAACAACCCGACGAACGCGUAUUAUGAAUCCGGGCACAGUAGGGACAUGGGGCAGAACAGAAACGCAGACGUGAUGAACAGCUCAGGAGCGGCGAUUCCGCGUGUAACGUCCGUUCCGGGUAUAGCGGCGGCUCCUGGCAUGUGUCUUAGAAGCAGGGGAGGGGUGGCGGUUGCUGCUGCUGGUGCACUUGCGGCGGGGGUGGGUGUAGGGGGGAUAGAUGCAUACCAUGAGCAAGAAGACAGAGGAGUGAAUGCCCGAGAAGACCUCCAGAUGGCGCGCAAGCAGAACAACGGUAGUUACAACUACAUGGGGAAUAAUAACUACAGUGGGAAUGGCUACAAUGGAAGUGGCUACAAUGGAAGCGGUUACAACGGAAGUAGCUACAAUGGGAGUGGAUACAAAACCUCCUAUAAUGCGGAAAAGGACUCCGGCAUGGUAAACAGAAGCACGAGAGUGUGCAAUGAACCGGAAUCGAAUUACGCGUCUGGGAAGAGGUACUACAUGUUGCCGCCCAAAAAAUGUGAUACCAUGAAGGAACAGAAGAAUCAGAUGCUGAUGAUUUCGAAGCAGAAAAUUAAGAAAAUCUGGAACAAGUUUAAGAGCGUCCCAUCUAAAGAGCAGAACCUGAUUCCGACGUUCGAGACUGAGCACAAUUUGUUCCCCAACAUGGAGGUUCUGCACGGCCUGAAAGUGCAGGCGCAGAUGGGGACUCAAAUGGGUAGGCAAGUCGGCACGCAAAUGGGCAGUCAGAUUAACCCGCAGAUUAACACGCAGAUGAAUGCGCAGAUAAACGCGCAGAUAAAUGCUCAGAUGAACACCCAGGUGACGCCGCAUAUGCACACGCAAGUAGGGGGACCGAUGCACAGCGAAUUCUACGGCGUGUCGGGUCCCUUCCAGACGUGCACCCAAGCGGUCGGAGGGGGUGUCGGCGUGGCGGGAGGAGGUCCCCUGAUGAGUCCUCUCAACUCAAUCAACUCAAUCAGCCCUGUGCACACUUUGAGUCCCUUCAAGGAGUGUAUAAGCAAGCCCAUACGUCGAGGCAGCAAUGUCAUCGAGAAACAGAUAAAGGCCAAGUGUAUAUUUAACUGGAAGCUGGCCCAGAAGUCCCUUCUCAAAAUGUUGCAUAGUGCACACAACUACCAUUUUAACGGAGUGGAAUACGCCAAUUGGCAGUUGACAUGCAUCCCGACGUUAGGUUUUUCCAAAUCGAGUAAUCGAGUGCAGCAGAUGUACAAGGCGAUGAUCCCCUCGAACGAUGCGAACAAUAAGACUGAGGUGAAGCUCUUCUUGAAGAAGGUCCCCAUAUACAUAUGGGUAAAGCAGUACAAUUUGAUGAGUGAAUACGAUGGAGAGUACGUAACCGAUGGGGAGAAUUUCGUCAUGGAGGCGACUUCUUUAGCUUUCCUGAAUGAGUAUCAUCCAGGGAUAACCCCUAAAUUGCAUGGAAUUUUGUAUGAGCCGGAUGGGAAGCAACCAAAUGAGUAUACUCUCCCACCCAAGUCCAUGUUUAACAGUUUAGCCUUAUUUAAUGAUAUUCUAACGGAGCGAUUAAAAUGCAACAUAAGCGGGAACAUCGUCAUCGUCUCCGAAUUCUUCAGUGAAGACAUCCUUGACUUUAUCGAUCGAAGACAGAAGAAGUUAAAUAUGAAAAUCAAUAACAAUGAGAAGAGCUACAUUCUAUACCAGUGUCUGAAGUUACUAAUAAGAUUACACGAUGCAGGUUUGUCUCACUUGGAUCUGACCCCCGAGAAUAUCUUAAUUUCAGACACCUACGAGAUGCGACUUUGUGACCUAUCAAAGAGUACUCCAAUAUAUACAUACAAUUUGAGACACAUAAAGGAUGUGAAUCGGCUCUAUCUUUUUGAAUCGUGUGAACCUACCAUUGCCAAGGGAGCUUACAUGCCACCCGAGUGCUGGAAGAUUUAUUGGAAAUAUGACACGAUGAAGAUUAAGAACCCGCUGAAGGAUCUGAAGAACAUCACCGAUCAGGAGAAGCGGAAGCAGUUUUACUUUGACGUGUCUAGUGCGGACAAGUUUAUGUUGGGUGUCUUCUUUUUCUGGAUAUGGACAAAUGGGAACCUGUGGAAAUGCUCCGACCCUCUGCAGGACGAGGACUUCUUCUACUUUGUCAAGUGCGACAUGAACUUUGACAAAUUCGAGUUGACUCGCAAGUGGCCGAGCGAUUUGAAGAACAUCAUCAAGCAACUGCUACACAUGGAGCACAGGAAGAAGCUGAACCUGAAGGACCUGAGCAUGCACCCCUGGUGGUCCUGCAAGCUGCAGUGA
Messenger RNA from Plasmodium inui San Antonio 1, 4587 nucleotides. Its product is annotated as serine/threonine protein kinase. Bases 1 to 4587 code for a protein of 1528 amino acids. Lineage: Eukaryota; Apicomplexa; Aconoidasida; Haemosporida; Plasmodiidae. The transcript is spliced from 2 exons. The record is from RefSeq and is a predicted model, not a curated record. Gene Ontology annotation, molecular function: ATP binding; protein serine/threonine kinase activity. Gene Ontology annotation, biological process: intracellular signal transduction; protein phosphorylation.